Molecule: messenger RNA, 1469 nt
Organism: Python bivittatus (Burmese python)
Lineage: Eukaryota; Metazoa; Chordata; Lepidosauria; Squamata; Pythonidae
Source: RefSeq, a predicted model, not a curated record
CAGCAGUUUCAUGCCACUGUCUGACGUCUGAGUGGAUGAGAAAGGAAGACCCAUCCAGAUAAACAGAGGGAAAACUGGCAAGACGAACGUCUCACUGAUGAUCGGUCUGCUAAUUUACAUGUAUGACAUUUCAGUUGUGAGGUUUGGCCCAUUUGACACUAUGGCUACAAGUGCUGUUCCAAGUGAAAACCUCCCCACCUACAAAUUAGUGGUGGUUGGAGAUGGGGGUGUAGGGAAGAGUGCCCUCACCAUUCAGUUUUUCCAGAAAAUCUUUGUGCCAGAUUAUGACCCAACCAUUGAAGAUUCCUAUCUGAAGCACACAGAGAUAGAUGGGCAAUGGGCAAUUCUAGAUGUCCUGGAUACUGCAGGCCAGGAAGAAUUCAGUGCAAUGAGAGAGCAGUACAUGAGGACAGGAGAUGGGUUUCUUAUAGUCUAUUCGGUCACAGAUAAAGCCAGCUUUGAACACGUGGAUAGGUUCCAUCAACUCAUUCUCCGGGUCAAGGACAGAGAAUCUUUUCCAAUGAUUUUGGUGGCCAACAAAGUUGAUCUAAUGCACUUGAGAAAAAUCACCCAGGAGCAAGGGAAAGAAAUGGCAGCAAAGCACAGUAUUCCGUAUAUAGAAACUAGUGCUAAGGAUCCUCCACUGAACGUUGACAAAGCCUUCCACGAUCUUGUUCGAGUAAUCAGGCAACAACUCCCAGAAAAGAGCCAGAAGAAGAAAAAGAUGAAGUGGCGAGGAGACAGAGCAACUGGUUCCCACAAACUGCAUUGUGUGAUUUUGUGACUGUCUCUUCCUGUGGUUCUCCUUUUUCCCAUGCCAACUUGAACCUAAAGAAACAAUUGUACAACCCAACUGCAACUUGACUUUUCAAGAAAGUGGUUCCUGCCCAAAAGAACUCAAAGGGAAGAGCUCUGGGGCAUUCUUGAGAUUCAGCCACAUGAUUAUUUGGCAAAAGAUGCAGAAUGGUUUUGAAAAAAGGUAACCCCAAAGCAGAGACAAAACAGAAUCCAAGUUUUAUGACUGUCAGUCAUCUCAAUAGUCUCUAUUUUAAAAUGUCUUGGGUGAAUAGAAAUGUUUUUACCUGCAAGCAUUCCCAAGGGGAGCCUACUUCUAAACAGUCAUUAAUGGUUUUAUUUAGUACUGAGUGUGUUGUCAAUCAGGGUCAAUAUUUCCUCUCUUGGCAGAAUUUUCUUUUGCACUGAAUUCCCCGGUAUGUCUUCAGCAAUGCAGACCAUGCAUAUACGUGUGCAGGAAGAAGCUGGAGCGUAGCCAGAUCUUUAUCUGGCAAUGCCAGCAAAGGAUGGAGGAACAUGGUGGGUGGGUGGGUUGUCAUUCCCCAUCCUGGUUGUUCAUCCUGUGUGCCAGGUUGUGUUUUGUCAGCAAAAGGCUGCUAUGAAAUAGGGGGAGGGCAGCCAUUUUGCUACUCCUGAGAAAUAUUUAAAUUAAAUGGUUAUUUACAAAUAGUAAA